GACAAUGCAGGAGCGCAAUUUGCAUAGUUGACAGAGAACUUGGAUCUCUCAGCGAUUCACACUCCUGGUCGUGUGCGUCUUCUGCUUAUGAAUUGAAUUAGAUGAUCAGCGCAUUCCUGCAAUGCGACAGUGAACCUAUCCGUGAAGCCUCAGCACGCUACAGGGCGCAUCGCACCGCAUGCGUCCCGCGACGAGCAAACAAAGCCGACAGUUAAUGGGUUGCCCCCUGCCCCAUCAACACUGGUUGACAGCUUAGCAUGGCCGUAGGCGCCAUUCCAGCCUGGAGUCGAUGCGGCCCCGGACGCACGCCAUGUGCGGGUGUCACGCGAGCCAACGCCAACGCAGCACAGCCUGUAGCCAUUCACCCACCUGUAGAAGCCCCCGCCGUGGCCCCGCGGCCUCAACCGCCAAUCUCCGCCAUGUAUUCCUUAAGAGCUGUGGCGCAGAAAAAUGUUGCCACGUCCAGUAAUAGGACCACCGGCGGCGGCAGCAGCAACGCCGUACCUGCAGCCUCCGGCGACCUCCGACUGGACCUCUGGUUUAGUCUGCUGCAGGCCACUGCCGUGCAGCUGACGGCUGCAACAGCUGCCGCCGCCACCGCCGCCAACGGCGUAGCGUUGCGUCUGCAGCGCCUAUCGGAGCCGGCCCCCAUGAACUUCCCGCCCGGGCCGGAGGGCGACCAAACACUUUCCCUCCUCUCCGACCCCCUAGGCUUCCUUACUUCCACCACUGCCCAGUACGGCCCGCUGGUGGGCCUGCUGCUAGGCGGUGAGCGUGUUGUACUCGUGACGGGACGAGAAGCGGCGCGUACAGUGCUAGUGGAGCAAGCCGGGUCGGUGUACGUCAAGGAGGGUACGGCGUUUUUCCCUGGCAGCAGCCUGGCUGGGAAUGGGCUGCUGGUGAGCGAUGGGCCGGUCUGGCAGAGGCAGCGGCGGCUGUCCAACCCUGCGUUCCGCCGGGCUGCUGUGGAGGCGUACUCCGGGGCCAUGGUGGCGGCCACAUGCGACAUGCUGGACAACCAGUGGGUGGCAGGCGGCACUCGGGACGUGUAUGCGGAUUUCAACGAGCUGACGCUGCGAGUGACGCUGGAGGCGCUGUUUGGGUUCGUCACCACCAAGCAGCAACACCAUGACCAGCAGCGGCUGGCUGCGAGCGAACCGCCUUUAUUCGCAUCCUCCUUAAAAGCCGCGACCGGCUUCAUCAUCCCCGAGUGGCUGCCCACAUGGGACAACCUAGAGUUUGCCGCUGCCGUACAGCAGCUCGACAGAGUGGUGUACGGCAUGAUCGCAAGGCGGCGUGAGGAGCUCGAUGCUGCGUUUGACGCCCUUCCUUCUGACUUGUUGACCAGUCUGCUGCUGUCGCGCGAUGAUGAUGGCACCGGAAUGAGCGAUCAGGCUCUGCGGGAUGAGCUGAUGACGCUGCUGGUGGCGGGGCAGGAGACCAGCGCCAUUCUGCUGGGCUGGGCGGCAGCGCUACUGGCAGCGCACCCCGAGGUGCAGGCGCGUGCGGCUGCAGAGGUGGCGUCGGUAUGCGGCCGGGGCGUGGCGCCGACAGCUGCCAGUGUACGGGACAUGCCUUACUUGGAGUCCAUCGUGCUAGAGACGCUGCGGCUGUACAGCCCGGCCUAUAUGGUGGGUCGCUGCGCACAAGUGGACGCCACGCUGGGUCCCUACAGCCUGCCCACCGGUACGACAGUCCUUGUGUCGCCGUUCGUCAUGCACCGGGAUGCGGCGGUAUGGGACCAGCCCAACGUCUUCCUGCCGGAACGCUGGCAGGAGCUACAGACCAGCAACCUGGGCCCCAAUGGAGCCUAUUUGCCCUUUGGCGGCGGGCCACGCAAUUGCAUCGGCACCGGCUUUGCAAUGAUGGAAGGGAUGCUGGUGCUGGCCGCAGUCCUGCAGCGUUACGACCUUACGCUGCCGCCUCAGACGCUGCAACAAGCGCAACAUGCGGCUGUGGAUGCAGCCGCGGUAGCCGGGGUCCUACCGGCGUCCUUCCCUAAGCCCAAGCCGCUUCUGACGCUCCGACCGGAGUCUGUAGUGCUGCGGAUUACCCCGCGGUGAAGUCAUUCGAUCGCUUACAAGCAGAGUACACUAGGCGUGUGCCCCCGGCUGGCGCUGUCCCUGGCAGGGUAGAUGAGCAAGGUGUCCCUCCACUGACACUAUGUGGGAUGUGCGGCCAUGGACUGUCGCCGAGGAGGGGGGUAGGGUUUGAGCACCGAGAGAUGGGAAGGGGCACCAAGCGUCGAAAAUGGUGCUCUUGAAAGGGUUGUGGUCCACACACAAGGGCUUUGGCGGCGUCGGUUCGGUCGAAUGGAUUGUGGAAAGCAGCUGCGCCUUCGUGCUCAGGCGAAUGAGGUCGUGGGCAUGGCUCUAGCGCGGACAUGAACUGUGGAACGGAGCGAAGGGCUACCGGUCCGUUGCGUAGUCUGUUUAUGGCUAGCUCAAACCGCAUUGACGCAGCAGUAUGUUCACCUCUUCACAUCCAUCUUACACAUUUUAUGGAGUUCCGUUUAGUGUGCUACACAGUGCGCGUGUGACAACACGGAUCAGCUGGCUGGUACGCUAGCUCGGAUGCAGGUCCUGUACAUACGGCAACCCUU
Volvox carteri f. nagariensis is the source of this 2602-nucleotide messenger RNA. RefSeq lists its product as uncharacterized. Bases 258 to 2063 code for a protein of 601 amino acids. Gene Ontology annotation, molecular function: heme binding; monooxygenase activity; iron ion binding. The record is from RefSeq and is a predicted model, not a curated record. NCBI's taxonomy places the organism in Eukaryota, Viridiplantae, Chlorophyta, Chlorophyceae, Chlamydomonadales, Volvocaceae. The transcript has 6 exons.